This is a messenger RNA of Thlaspi arvense, 1716 nucleotides long. The record is from the annotation of a GenBank genome assembly. NCBI's taxonomy places the organism in Eukaryota, Viridiplantae, Streptophyta, Magnoliopsida, Brassicales, Brassicaceae.
AUGGAGACCAAGAUCGUCAAGGUGUUGGAUAGUAGGUGUGAAGAUGGAUUUGGCAAGAAGAGGAAGCGCGCAGCGAGCUAUGCUGCAUAUGUCUCUGGAGUAUCCUCUGCUAAGCUUCAAGAUUUGCCCCCACAGUGUCAAACUCCUGACAAAAGGAGGAAAAUGGAAAGUGAAAACAAGCAGAAUCGCUCUGGGAAGUCGUUGGUCAGAUACUACACCUAUUUUAAGAAGACGGGAAUCGCUAAACGUGUGAUGAUCUACGAGAAUGGUGAAUGGAACGAUUUGCCUGAUCAUGUUAUCUCUGCCAUCCGAAAUGAACUAGGUGAAAAGAAGGCAGCAAUUGAGUUUGAGUUGUGUGGUCGUCAUUUUCUUUUGGAUUUCUUGCACAUGCAUAGGCUAGACUUGGAAACAGGCGCGAAGACCCCGCUUGCGUGGAUUGACAUUGCAGGAAAAUGUUUCUUCCCUGAAAUUUACGAGACUGAUGAAAGGCACGAUUGCUGCCAUAGUAACCGCGUGGAAGAUUCGAAACAGUAUGCUCCGCGUGAGAUCAAGCUGCGCCUUGAGAUUGAUGUUAAUGGUGGGGAGUCACCGAGGUUGAAUUUGGAGGAGUGCAGCGAUGAAUCCGGCGACAAUAUGGACGAUGUUCCAGCAGAGGAUAGCUCCAGCCGCAGGAUUGAAGCCGCAGUUUCGAAAUGGGAUGAGACGGAUGCUAUAGUAGCCUCUGGUCUCAAGCCGGAAGGACGUGAUCAAGACGCUGUUAAAAAAAUGUUUGUUCUAGGUACAGCUUCUCUUGGGCCUGUAGUUGUGCUGGAUGUGGGGCGUUUCUCCAGCGAGGUUGCUGAAGCUCGUCAAGCGCUUUUCGAGAAGCAGGUUGAGAUCACUAAGAAACAUCGUGGGGAUGCGAAUGUUAGAUACGCGUGGCUUCCUGCAAAGAGGGAAGUUCUAUCUGCGAUUAUGCUCCAGGGACUCGGAGUUGGUGGAGCAUUUAUUAGAAAGUCCAUCUACGGUGUUGGGAUUCACUUAACUGCAUCACACUGCCCUUAUUUCAGUGCAAGGUACUGUGAUAGUGACGAAAACGGAGUACGGUACAUGAUUUUCUGCCGUGUGAUAAUGGGGAACAUGGAGCUUCUUCGUGGUGACAAAGCGCAGUUUUUCUCUGGUGGAGAAGAGUAUGACAAUGGAGUGGACGAUGUCGAGAAUCCAAAGAAUUACGUUGUGUGGAACAUCAAUAUGAACACCCAUAUAUUACCGGAAUUUGUUGUUAGGUUCAAGCUGUCUAAUCUCCCAAAUGCUGAAGGUAAUUUGGUUGCUAAGCAUGAUAACAGCUCGGGGGUCACUUUGGAAGGACCCAAGGAUCAUCUUCCUCCUCCACAGUUAGAGUCAAACGGACCAGAAGGUGGUUCAGGGAGCGCAAACAGUGUCGGCUCGAGCACUACAAAGCCUAAAUCUCCAUGGAUGCCGUUUCCUACUCUGUUUGCAGCAAUCUCACAUAAGAUUGCGGAGAAGGACAUGUCUUUCAUCAAUGCUGAUUACCAACAACUGAGGGAGAAGAAGAUAACGAGAGCGGAGUUUGUGAGGAAACUGCGGGCUAUCGUAGGAGAUGAUCUGCUUAGGUCCACCAUUACAGCUCUUCAAAACCAGGCAAGUUUACCAAAGUUGAAGAAGGAGAUUCCUGGAAGCAUGAUGAGAGACGAUGAAGGUGCAGGUGGGUUGUAA